Messenger RNA from Asparagus officinalis (garden asparagus), 3946 nucleotides. RefSeq lists its product as uncharacterized. Lineage: Eukaryota; Viridiplantae; Streptophyta; Magnoliopsida; Asparagales; Asparagaceae. The record is from RefSeq and is a predicted model, not a curated record.
GAAGGCGGCCGGCGGCGUCCGGAAUCGGUGGAGUGGGAGACGCUGACGAAGAGGAAUUUCUCAUCUCAGAUCCGAGCCAACCCUCAUCUCCUCCUCGUGAUCACAGUCCCAUGGUCUGGGGAAUCACGAUCCUUGAUGAAAGAAGUAGCACUCUUGGUUGCUGGCAAAGGAGAUAAACUAGGAUAUCUAAAGCUAAUGGUUGUUUAUAGAAAUUCUGACAAAUUUCUAGCAGAUGCUCUUGGUGCUUCUGAAGGAAUAACGUUAUUUUACUAUCAUCAUUCCACACCGUACAAAUAUCAGGGUCGACUUCGUGCACAGAAUAUAUUGUCUUCAGUUUAUCAUUUCAUGUUACUUCAGACCGAGGAGGUCCCCUUGAAGCCCAUCCACACUCAACAGGACCUUGAAACCUUUUCCCAGUCAACAGAUAAAGCUGUAUUUCUUCUUGACUUCUGUGGAUGGUCAGCCAAAUUGUUACACAGAAGAGACCAUGGAGAUACUCAGGCUACUCAAGCUGAGCAGAAGAACUCAGGGACUGUUGAAAUAUUGGAGCAAGAUUUCUCUGCAGAAGCAGGUGGGGAAAUGUCGUUUGAGAAGAUGACUAAUCAGAAGAUGGAGGGUUUGGAAAGUGAAUCACUAACUUAUCGUGUCAAAAGUGGGCCAGCUGAUUCUUCCUUGCUGGGAAGAUGGACAAAUAAAACUGAUUCACAAGGAACUACAUAUGGAGGCGAUGAUACAGACAUGCCAUGUACAGAAGAAAACUUCCAUAAGUUUAAUUCUUUUUUUUGGGACUUCAUGAAGAUUUCUAGAGAUUAUUUCCUGCCUCCUGAAAGACAUAGGUUUGGUUUGAUAUCAGAAAAAUCUCUGCUGCCUUUCUUGGAUAUUGGCAAUCCUGAUACAUGGCUAGUUGUCGUUAAGUUCUCUGGAUGCUCAAAUUGUUCAAUGAUACUUCAUGAAGGCGAUGAUCUUAGAAACAUAUUGCAAAUGCACCAUGCCCUUGUUAAAGAGCUAGAUGCUGAUGGAAGCCUAGAGUCUGUAUUUCCAGCAAAACGUCCUUCUGUUAUUCUCUUCAUUGAUAGAUCAUCUGGCUCUUCAAAGCUUAGAGGAGAGAGCAAUUCAGCUCUGCAAAUUCUUAGGAAGUUUGUAAAGGACAACCAUUUAUUCGGACAGAUUGUUUGGGGACAAGAUACCAGUUCUUCUGAGAGUGCAGGACAAGUUUUUCCCAACACUUGGAGCCAGAUUAUCACUGGUCACUCAUUUCAGCAUAGCAUUAAAGAUUCUGUGACUCCUAAGCUGGUAAAGUUCCAGGAUAAUAUGGCCAUUAUGAUUACAAACGAAGGGAAAAGUGUUGCCCUGGAUGCAACUGCUGAUCCUCAUGGCAAUGCUCUGUAUAAUAUUUUGGCUAAUUUGCUUGACCAGAAGAAACUUGACAUGGGCACAAAAGAAACAAAAAUUAGUCUCCUGGCAAAGGAAGUAGGGUUCCAGCUUUUGUCUGAUGAUUUUGGAGUUCAAUUAGCAGAGUCAUCACCGUCACAGAUAGUCAAUGAAGACCCCCAAUUGAGCUAUGUUGAUGAUAAUUCUCUUCCAAGUUUGGAGGAUCAAACCUCUACACUACCUCAGAAAUUUAAAGAAGAUUGUGUGUCGAGCAAUAAAGUUUUAUUAGAGUCUGAUAGUAUAGCCUCAGACAAUGAUAAGAAGCAAUCUGAACAUCCAAAUACCGGAAUUUGUCUUCCCCAGAACCAGGAAAGUAGCAUUAAAGAAUUUACUACAAUAUUAGCUAAAGAGUUGGAAGCUGACAUUUGUACUUCUAGGGGUACACAAGAUAAUAAGGAUGAUAAGGGUUGUAAAAGAGUUGUUUUGCAAUCACAUACAUGUCCUGCUAAAGAUUUGGAAAAGGAAUCACCUAGUUUAGAGAAACUCUUUGAGGAAAAGAACAUCGAUCGGGUUGAUUUGACAGAUAUUACUUCUGGAAAGUAUUUGGUGGGGAAUAAUGCAGUUGAAGCUAUAAAAUCCACAAGAGAAGGAUUAGGGGAUUGGCAUGUUGAGCAACUACCUUUUAAGGAUUCGUUUUUCUUUUCUGAUGGUGGGUAUCAGUUGUUGAGAUCCUUGACAGGAGGGGAAAAGAUUCCUUCUUUGGUAAUAGUAGAUCCAGUUUCACAACAGCACUAUGUCUAUUCUGAGGAUAUGGGUAUCAGCUAUUCUUCUGUAGUCAGUUUCAUAAAAGAAUUCUUGAAUGGAAACCUCACCCCAUAUCAACGCAUAUCAUCUCCUUUUACAAGUUCAAGGGAGUCUCUGCGGCCACCAUUUGUGAAUCAGGACUUCCAUGAGGUUGAUUCUGUUCCACGAGUGACCGUCAAUACCUUCUGUGAACUGAUAGUUGGUUAUAAACCUUGCAAAAUGGGAAGUGAGUCAAUUAAGCUAUCAUUGUCUCAAAUUGAAAAUUUUGGACAUGUCUGGAAGACAGAUGUUUUAGUGCUGUUCUGCACUUCAUAUUGUGGAUACUGCCAGAGGAUGGAACUUGUCGUGCGUGAAGUGUAUCGAGCCUUUAAAAACUUUACAGCUAUGUUGAAGAGGGAAUCCAAAACCUUUGGUUCACAUCACAGUCAAGAUAAGGACGAGGAUACUUUGACAAAUGGACUACCAUCUAUAUUUUUGAUGGAUUGCACAAUGAAUGACUGUGGUACCUACCUAACACCAAUCAGCAAGAAAGAACAAUAUCCUGAAGCUUGUUAUUUUCCUGCUGGAGAAAAGACUGCUAUUACCUAUAAGGGAGAUAUGUCAGUAGUUAGUAUCAUUGAGUUUCUGGUAUCUCAUGGAAGGAAUUCUCACCACCUAAGCAGACAUAAAGGGUUUCUGUGGAUGCAUACACAGAGUGGAACAAAGAAUUCUGCCACAUUUUAUGACGAAUCUUCUCCAGCUUAUGAGGGAGCAACUUUUGCUAGAAAAAAGUACAAUUCAAUUCCUCUCAACACAGCAGAAAAAGAAGACGAACAUGAUCUGCUCCAUGUUGAAUCACAUAGGUCGAACAAUUUGCACAAUGGAGGUCGCCAUGUAGUUGCAGGGUCUGUUCUUGUUGCUACUGACAUUCUUCUCAAUGCAGCUCCAUUUGACAAUUCCACUAUUCUUAUUGUGAUGGCAGACACAGCUCAGGGCUUCCAAGGAGUGAUCACAAACAAGCGAAUAGAGUGGGAUGUUUUUAAGGAACUUGACCAACAACUUGAGCCUCUAAAGAUGGCUCCUCUUUUCUAUGGUGGGCCAGUCAGGACUCAUGGUCUUCCUCUUGUUAGCUUAGCCCAAAAGCCUGUGGAGGGUUAUGUAAAAAUUACUUCUGAUAUUUACUUCGGUAAUCCAUUGGCCACAAGGUUAGCUAUUGAAGGGAUCCAAUCAGGAGAACAAUCUGCCAGUGAUUUUUGGUUUUUCUUAGGCUAUUCGAGUUGGCGAUGGAAUCAACUUUUUGAUGAGUUAGCGACAGGAGCAUGGUAUUUGAAUGAGAUGGAAAUUGGAAAUAUAGACUGGCCAGAUGGGUGAAGGUGCACUUGUCUGUGUUGUAACGUGUGUUGUAGAAACCUAUGGAGGUACUCUUCUGAAUAUUUUUCACAGAUUAUAAAAUACUGUUAAGAAGAUUGGUGAUCCAGCGAAAAGGGAGUUAAGCAGACUGGCACGUAGAGGUGGAGCUUCCCUGUUGCAUUUGCCUCUUUAUGGUCAUCUCCCUCUUAAGUUUUGAUUAUAAAAAACAGCUAGUCCUUUAAAAAAAUUCCAUCAGAUUUUAGCCUACAACAUGUUUCUAUAGAAGAUUUUGUGCUCACCACCAGUAAAUUUGUGUCAUUGAUAUCCAUAACUUCUACAUUGUAAUCAACCUUUGUGCCCUUGAUUUAGCACAGAGUCGCAAACAUAUCCUUGUCUAUCUUUAGUAAAUUUUAUAUGAAUUUAUACAGUGAAUUAGUAUGUA